Messenger RNA from Ctenocephalides felis (cat flea), 468 nucleotides. RefSeq lists its product as uncharacterized. NCBI's taxonomy places the organism in Eukaryota, Metazoa, Arthropoda, Insecta, Siphonaptera, Pulicidae. The coding region runs from base 1 to 468 and encodes 155 amino acids. The transcript has 3 exons. The record is from RefSeq and is a predicted model, not a curated record.
AUGGGUGAGAUGAUAAUUACCAAUGACAAAUACUUGAUGAGCGAAAGUAGUGGUACCUACUAUAGUGUUCAAAUGAAAUUGGUAAUCAAGAAGUUUCACAAAACUGAUCUUGGAGGAUACAAGUGCAUAUCCAAAAAUUCCAUUGGAGAUGCUGAAGGCAACAUCAGAUUAUACGAAAUGGAACUACCCUACAGAGCCAAAAGCGCCCUGGACCGCCUCGACCUAGAAACAGAUUCCAGCUCCGACCAAAAUUCAAAUGAAGAAGACGAAGGCCAAUCCGAAAACCGUUUAUAUAGUGGGUACCAAGGACCCCUUAGAGAACAGGGGUCCCAUGGAGGUCCAGAAGGCACAUCUAAUGAUUCCACAUCCAUUUCAAUCAGAACGAUACACAAAUUUCUGAUUCUGAUGGUAUCCUCGAUUUUGGUCUUUGUAAGAAACCAUGGAGAUGUAAGAUAUGUAACGCGGUGA